AUGCGAAAUCGGAAGGAACAUGAACCUCGCGUAAAGAUGUACGAUCAUGUAUUGUCGGUGGUAAUGCAAGAUGAUGAACAUCGACUAGCUUUUCCUCGACUAAUGAAGGUUUUUGAGUACGUAUCGGCCGUCCGCCCAUCACUUAUUGUUGUUCUAAACACUACAUCGAAGGAGGAGAUGGAAAAGAAGCUAGAGAAGUCCGGGUAAGAGUUUUACAUCAAAAGCUUUGUAGAAGCAUGGAGAAGCUGUAUAAUAUUAUUAUAGACCUUUAUCUUUACGUUAUCAUGCCUAAAGUUAAACUUUUUCAGCUUCAAAUACCUAUUUUUCGACGAAAUCAGAGAAAUUGACGAAGCCGAGGACUAUUUCACAAGUUUCGAAAAAAAGUUUAUCGAGUGCCGUCAAAGUCCAGUCUACCUUGAGAAUGUCAACUUUUACUUUGAUCAUUACGGCAGUAAGAAAACAAUCAGGUUGUUGAGGGGCGUUAGAAGGUUGUUCACUACAUAUUGUGAUUACACUUGGUUUCCUGGUAAUUCUGAGAAGACCAAGCGUUUGAAGGAGGAGGCUAGCAAGUUUCUGAGUGUUGUGAAGCCGAGAAAGAGAAAGUCUAAAGAAGUUGUAAGUGUUUUUAAGGCUUUUUGUUACCUAAAAUUUAUUUUUGUUACUUAAAGUUCAUUUUUAUUACCUAAAAUUUAGUUUUGUUAACUAAAAUUUUUCGUUAUCUAAAAUUUAUUUUUGUUUAUUAAAAUUCAUUUUCGUUAUCUAAAAUCAAUUGUUUCAGUCUCCCACCAUCGAAGUUGGCCUAACAUCUGAUGACGAUGUCGAAAACGAUGAGCCAGCUAAGAAAUCGACUGGUAAUACGACCAAAAAAGACGACCUUACACAUUCGACCACUAAAACCAGCAAAAAAGAUGAUUCGACAGUAAAACCUGCUACUAAAAGAGGAAAAAAAGAGGAUACUACAUCGAAAUCGACUGGUAGAAGUAAAUCGACUGGUCGAGAUGGAACUAAAACGCUGAGGAAAUCGACUUGUGGAGAUGGAAGUAAGUCGACCGGCAGAAUAAGCAAGAAGGAAUCGACAACAACGAAGUCGACUGGUCGAAAGAAGGAUGAGGGAAAGAAGUCGAAAAAGGAUGGUAUUAAUGAAGGCGAGUUCUCUCAGCUUAUUAAUGGCAUUCGUAAUCAAAUUAUAUAGGUAUUGAUCUGAAAAUUUGUGUUUUUAGUUCUAGUUUGGUCUAAACAUAAGUAGGAAUGGGUUUUUUGGUAUUAAGCGGUUUAAAAGUUUUAGGUAAUAAAAAUGAAUUUUACGUAAAAAAAUUGAAUUUUAGGUAAUAUAACUGAAUUUUAAGUAACAAAAAUUAAUUUUAGAUAAAAAAAUUGAACUUUAGGUAACAAAACCGAACUUUAAGUUAUAAAAAUGAAUUUUUAAAAACAGUGGGACAAGAGCAUUUUUGAAUUUUUGUUACCUAAAAUUUUUUUUUUGAAUAAUGUUUUUAUAAUCUAUUUACCCUUAAGCCCUGAGCUUGUCUCGUUGUUCCAAGGACUUUUAGAUCAAGCUGGGACUAAUCGCAAAUCUAACUGUUUUCAUAUUAAUAUAAUUAUCUCACAACUUAAUAUACAUAUAUUGUUUUACAUUAUGUUUUAAUAAAUCUUUUAUUGUUUUGAAAAAACAAAUUUGAGGGUUAUCAUUACUGUAGCUUUCUUUAACACAGAAAUUUGUGAAUUUCGUAUUAUUUAAAAAAAAAUUUUUUGAAUUUUAAAAUUUUUAGAAUCCGAUAUUGUGGUAGCCUGCGAGCAGCUGGACAUUAACGCCCCAGAGCCGCUAAACUUUUCUAGUCUAGCUUCGCGGAUCUUUGAAGAUGUUAUUGGUUUGAAGGGAGAUGGAGUUGAGGAUGGUACUCUUUCGAUAAAUGAUGAAGAGCAAGAUGGUACUCUUUCAGAAGAGAGUGAAAGGGAAGAUGAUGUUCUUUUGACUGACAAUGAAGAAGAAGAUGAUACCCUUUGUUAUGAAGACGAAGACGGUACUCUUUUGAAUGACGAUGGACAUGAAAAUGGUAUUGAACAUCAAGUUAAUGCCACCUUCACAUCCGGAACGGAUGAGGACUUCCUGAUGGACGACGAAGCAGAAUAUAGCACUGUUUUGAUAGCUAAUGAACAGGAAGAUGAAUAUCUGAUGAGGAUCUUUGAAGACGAUGAUGGUACUGAUUUUAUGGAAGAUGAACUUGGGAUUGGUACUGCUUUUGUGCGGAAUGAUGCGGAAGUUGGUACUGAUAUUGUGCGGAAUGAAGAGGAAGGUGGUACUCAUAUGGCGGAAAAUGGAGGUUAUAAUGGUACUUUCUUGAUGGAAAAAGAAGAUGAUAAUGGUACUCCUUUGAUGAAGAAUGAGCAUACAAUUGGUACUCUUUUGACGAAAAAAGAAGAGCAAACUGGUACUCAUAUGAAUGUUCUUAAAAAUGGUACUGAUUUGCUGAAGAAUGAACAUAAAACUGGUACCUCUUUGAUGACAAAGGAAGAGGAGCAUGGUACUCAUUUGAAAGCAGACGAAUAUGAAAAUGGUACUAAUAUAAAGAUAAGUGCUUUUAAAAAUGGUAUUCAGUUGUCGAAGGAUGAAGAUGAAUCUAGUACUGUUUUAUUGAAAAACGAAGAUAAAAACGCCUAUUGUCCUAAGAUCUACGAUAAAGACGAUGGUACCGUUUUCCAGGAGAACGACGAAGAAUAUGGUACAUUUUUGAUGGGAAACGUGGAGGAAGAUGGUACCUUUAUGAUGGGGAAUGAAGAAGAAGAUGGUACUUUUAAACGCACGUUUUUGAUGGAAAGUGAAGAGGAAUAUCAACAUGUACAACAUACCAAAUUAGUAUCAAAGGCUGAUCGUCAUGGGAAAAGAGUACCAAAGAGUAAAGUUUGUGGACAAGCAGUACCAAACAGUGAUGUGGAAGCUUCGUCAGCACCUAAUGUACUACUUGAUGCAAAAUUUGCUAUGAACGCUAGGAUGUCUGGUACCGACGUGAAAAAGUCUCAACUUAUAGAAGUUAUCGAUGAAACAGUACCAGAAAGACCUCCUUUGCACAUAAUGACGGAGAUUCAUGAUCUUGCGAAUGUGUCACAGAUUGAAGAUGUACCAGAAAGACCAAACUUUUAUCCAGACGCGAACAAUGUGACAACCUGUCUGAACAAUGCAGAUAUUAACCAUGAACCCGAAUGUGAUGUUCAAAAAGUUGUAUUAGGCUGUGAUAAACAUCGAACUGUACCAGACAGACUGGCUUUUGGAUCAGAAUCUUCAGGACAAAGUGUAUCAAACAGUCAUAAGAAAAGUGUACCAAACAAUCAUAAGCACAGCGUACCAAGCAGGCAGAAAGCCAAUGGGGUGCUAAGUAUAUCAUCCCAAAACAAUCAAGACGUACCAGAAAGACCAAAUUUUUAUUCGGGAUUUCCUACUGUGGAUGAUGUGCCAGAAAGACUAAAUUUUGGUCUAGAAUCUUCACCUGGCCAAAGCGUACCAAGAAGAACACCAAACAGUCAUAACUUUGAUCACGAUGAUUAUAUUACAAUUGACAGCAGCAGCUCUGACGAUGAAGUGCAUUAUGAAGGUCCUUCGUGUCGAAGUGUACCAGAAAGGAGUGAUAUUGAUGGUGUAUUAGAACUGGGUCAAAGUGAUGUUGUAUCAGACAGGGCUCAUAGUGAUGGUGUACCAGAAAGAGGGCAUGAUGAUGGUGUACCAGAAAGGGGGCAUGUUGAUGGUGUCUCAGAAAGAGGUCAUAUUGAUGUUGUACCAGAAAGACCAAAUUUUUAUCCGUCAUGUAGUACUGCUCCAGAAGUACCGGAAUGUUAUAUUAUUAAAGGAUUGACAGUAACAAGUAGUGCUACUUGUGCAUUAGGGAGAAGCAAUAUUAAAGAAGUAGGAGAAUGUUAUGCCAUUGAAGUUGUACCAAAAAGAACUAGUACCAGAGAUACACCAGGAAAUCAUAGCAAUAAAGAUUCACCAGAAAGACGUAGUGUCGAAGAGGUACCAGAAAGGCCAAAUUUUUAUUCAUCAAGUAGUACUCUUCAAGGUGCAACAUCAAGGAAUGUUACUAUAGAUGGUACUGUCCAUGAACUUCUAGGAAGAAGUGGUCUUACAGGUGGUAUAGUUCAGGGGGAACUACGGAGAAAUGGUACUAAAGCUGAUACUGGACAAGAAGUACCAGUAAGGACUGGUGCGUGUGCACUAGGAAGGAAUAGCAUUAUUAAUGCACCAGGAAGAAGCAGUACUAUAGAUGCACCAGGGAGAAGUGUUAUUGAAGAUGGUUCAGAAUGCCGUAUCAUUACUAUCGAUGAUGAAUAAGCCUUGCAUUGGUUGAUUAUAUUAUAUUGAUGAGAUCAGACGUUUGAGAAUCGGAACAACUUGAAAUUUGAUAAAGAUACGCAAUUUAUUUUUUUAACAUUGUAUAUAAUUUUAUACUUUAUUUUGUAAAAAAUUGUAUAAAUGUUUUUAAUUGACUUUGGUGGUCUAUAUAAGUGUAUUUUGAGGGGGGGGUCUGUUUCCCAAAAAUGUGUUUUUUUUCUUUUGAUUUUCGAAAAAAGGUUACCCAAAAAAUAUUUUUACUCUCCUCCCAAAAAUUUGUUUACCCCUCCCCCGUAAAAAGUAAUAAAGUGCCAUUCCACUUUACAAGUAUUACUGUAAUCCAAAUUUAUACCCUCAACAACAAUAUAUAUAAACCAGCGCUUACCUUUUUCUCCGUAUGGAUAUUCAAGUUCACAAGUCCUUUCUCGUUUUGUGCACUCAGGCAGUUUUGACUUCUUGGACUUAACUCUUCACGCAGAUUCGGACCCAUAUCGAAGGUUGUUUUGGGCAAUUGAGACGAUGUUUCUGGUACUGACGGUUCCGUGUAGUCGAUCUUUUCCGGCGAGUACUUCUUGGAAUCGAUGGUGGAGGUUUGCGGGUCUAUCGUGUAUUCUUCCAGCUAAAAGUAGAGGUUUUAUCAACGAUUUUUAUAUUAAAUAUUUUAUCUAAAUAUUAUUUUUCUUCUUAUUUCACAAUGCCAAAAUUCCGUUCAAGACCCAGCGGAAAGUUAGCUUUUUCUUGACAUGCUCGGGUUUUUGUUCAAAUUUGAUAUGUUUUGAUGGAUUAGUUGCUGAAAAAUUGUUUUUUUGGUUUAGUUUUUAUGUUUUUAUAUUGUACUGGAUCACAAUUCCUUAAAAAUUUCUUUGAAUUUGAGGUUUUUCGCUUUAAAACACUUGAAAAUUGACCAUAUUCACCUAGACCGUGGUUGAAAAUGCAUAAAAUGGACUAAAAUUACGAAAUUUUCAGAUUUGCAUAAAUCAGGUAAAGGAUGUACUUCUGUAGCUCUUUCAAAUGGCAAUUAUGUCGAAGCAAUCAUUCAAAAUUUUGCUUUUGAGAAUUGCGGCUGGCGGUUCUCGGCUGAUUCGACUAGACUAGCAUAACACUUGCUUCAGCCUUCCUCAGCGCAACUUCAAGCCUUGUUGGAAUAGACAACCACGAGCUUUUGCCUCAGGAUGAUGUUUGGGAUGCUGCCCCGCUUCUAGGUAUGUUAUUCUUUGUACUCAUCUGGGAUUUUUUCAAAUAAAAAAAUGGUCAAAAAGAUGUUUCAAAGAUUAAAAAUGGAAUUUUAUAAGACUUACUUAUAGUUUGGCUUGAUGUGAGUAACUUUUUGGCCUUCAGUUAGAUGCGGUAGGGUCAUACUCAGGGACGUCGCCACGGAUUUUCUCUGGGGGAGGAGGAGGUAGAAAAAAAUUUUUUCGUUCACAGAUAGCUUUACCUGUGGACCGGUUUUUCAAAAAAUUUUUUUUUGUUUUUUUUACGUACAGGCACCUUACCUGAGGAAUUUUUUUUCGGAUUGGCUCUGGGGGUACCCCCCUCCCCCCCCCCUUCUCCCUCCCCCAAACGACGUCCCUGGUCAUACUGUGAUUAUUGUGCAUUUCCGUCGGUUUUUUGUCAUUUUUUCGGUAAUCCUUGUCAAAUCUUUGUUGGUAAGAAUUGGAUUCGUUUUCAUAUUUUUUGUAGGAUUUUUGAUCUUGUUGAUUCUGAAAAGGGCAAUUUAUAAAAAAAUUAAAGGUCAGUAUGCUGUAACCUAAUCGUAUCUAUACUAAUCAUAUUUUAGGUAUGAGUUUGUCAGUAUCUUUACUAAUGAUAUUUUAGGUAUGAGUUUGAAGAAUCAAGGUUGGAACAUUGAUGAAUCUGCAUUGACUAAAGUGGCAGCGGAUUCAGAAGCAGAAGAUGUUAUAGUGAAGGGUGGAAUUUUUUUGCACACGUUUUUACUUGACGUGAGUUGUGUUAAAUAGCUUGGUAUUAGCUCUAACUGUAUAUUAUUUUAGAUUUAAUUAUAAACUUAAAAAUAUAGAUAUUUUUAACUUAAAAUUUACCAUUUUAGACUGAUCUUCGUCAAAUCUCCUUCCCAGGCAUAGUCAAUGCUUUCACUGCCAAAAAAGAGCUUAAAGGACCAAUAGUACUACAAUUAGUAUCAUGCAGGAACGUUUCAUAUCCUGAAGCCUCGAAGCACGAUGGAAAUAAUGGAAGUUGUGUACUUCGCCUUACAGAUGGACAUCAAACUGUCAAAGCUCGUUUAGUUGAACCUAUAUCAAAGCUGGAUGGUAACACGCCUAGAGGUACUAAGGUUAUGAUAGACGGAAAGGUUAAGAUGGAAGCUGGAUUUCUGAUGUUGAAAAAGAAGAAUAUUACAGUACUUGGUGGUACUGUUGAAGAAUUGGCUAAGAAAUAUAAGAUCGAAAAGGUAAUUUUAAUUUUUUAUGAUUGGCUUUUUGGUAUAUUAUCUAUUAUAUUCUGAUGAUACCUCUUUUUGUUUUAGUUUUUGUUAAUUCUGUUUUUUAGCGCAGGAGAGAGGACGAUUCUGCGUCGACUUUGUAUUGUCAACGGAUUCAUCAGCUCGAGAAGGAGGUCAACAAACUUCAAACACGAGUUCGGACCGCCGAAAAUCGAGUUCGAACCGCCGAAACGGAGUUGGAGGAAACUUGUCGGUAAGGCGUUUUAAGUUGUUUUUUUUUUGUUUUUUAGGUAAUAAUAAGUUGAUUUGAUGUUGUUUUAGGUAACAAAGUAUACAAUUUAUUAGAUUUCUUCUUGUUUUAGUUGCCUUUUGAAAUUUAGGUAAUAAAAUUAAUAUGUUUAUGUUUCAGAGCUAAAGAUGCUGAAUACGCUGAACUUCAGAAGAACUUCGAGUUAUGUUUGGACAGGUGUCGGGCUUUGGAGCUGUCAGAACCUGAGGACACCCUGAACAGUAACAAUGAAUGUAAGAGUUUGUUAUUGAUAGGGGUUUGGAAUAGCAUUUUGAGGUUAUUUUAGGUAAUAAAAUUUACUUUUUUUAUUGUUUUAGGUAACAAAGUUUACUUUUUUGUUAUUUUAGGUAAUAAGAGUUCUUUUUGAGGUCUGUUUUGGCUACAAAACAUUGAUUUUAGGACUGUUUUAGGUACUAAAGUUGGGUUUUUGAUAUUAAAAUUGAUUUUUAGGACCUAAUUUUUCUCAAAAUUUACUAGAAUUGUCACUUUUAGCUUACUCAAGUGGUACUGAUGCGCACACAGAAGAGAAGAAAGUUGGUAAACAAACCGCGAUCAACAUAGCGCCCAUUCAGGGUUCAGCCGCCGUCCGCUCGGUCCCGACCGUAAACCAAAAGGUAGGAUAGUAAGAAACAUAAUAUAUUUAUAUAGUUCAUCUGUUGAAAUUGACUGAAAAAAUUUUUCUCGUAAUUAAUUAGUAUCAAAUUCAUCAGCUCGAGAACGAGGUCAACAAACUUCAAACACGAGUUCGGACCGCUGAAAAUCGAGAAACGGAGUUGGAGGCAACUUGUCGGUAAGGCGUUUUAAGUUGUUUUUUUUUGUUUUUUAGGUAAUAAAGUUUAUAAGUUGGUUUGAUGUUGUUUUAGGUAACAAAGUAUACAAUUUAUUAGGUUUCUUCUUGUUUUAGUUGCCUUUUGAAAUUUAGGUAAUAAAAUUAAUAUGUUUAUGUUUCAGAGCUAAAGAUGCUGAAUACGCUGAACUUCAGAAGAACUUCGAGUUAUGUUUGGACAGGUGUCGGGCUUUGGAGCUGUCAGAACCUGAGGACACCCUGAACAGUAACAAUGAAUGUAAGAGUUUGUUAUUGAUAGGGGUUUGGAAUAGCAUUUUGAGGUUAUUUUAGGUAAUAACAGUGUUUUGCCGGAACGGUCCGCGGACGGGUCCGGUCCGGACGGACCGAAACAAAAUUUUUUGCGGACCGGGCCGGUGAAAAACGCUCCGGACCGGUCCGGGCAAAACACUGGGUAAUAAAAUUUACUUUUUUUAUUAUUUUAGGUAACAAAGUUUACUUUUUUGUUAUUUUAGGUAAUAAGAGUUCUUUUUGAGGUCUGUUUUGGCUACAAAACAUUGAUUUUAGGUCUGUUUUAGGUACUAAAGUGGUUUUUGAUAUUAAAAUUGAUUUUUAGGACCUAAUUUUUCUCAAAAUUUACUAGAAUUGUCACUUUUAGCUUACUCAAGUGGUACUGAUGCGCACACAGAAGAGAAGAAAGGUGGUAGACAAACCGCGAUCAUCAUAGCGCCCAUUCAGGGUUCAGCCGCCGUCCGCUCGGCCCCGACCGUAAACCAAAAGGUAGGAUAGUAAGAAACAUAAUAUAUUUAUAUAGUUCAUCUGUUGAAAUUGACUGAAAAAAUUUUUCUCGUAAUUAAUUAGUAUUGUUUUUAGUCUGUAAGGAACAAAAACUUCAUUUUCAACAUUUAUAUGCCAUCUCCAGUAAGAAGCUCCGAAGGUAAUUCGUUGGAAAAAAACGUCAGAAUGUCAAAUGACCUGAAACAGAAAUUGAAAGAUCAUAACAUCAAUUAUCAAGACCAAGAGGUAAAUAUUAAUGUAAACCAAUGAAUUGUUUUGAUUUUAUCCGAUAUGAUAAAAUUUUGCCACUGUAAAUUUUAAUGCUAAAAAAUUUUCAGAUAAAACCCAAGCCUACCGUCAGAAGCUUUCGCGAAAAACGAUUCAAAUUAGCAUUUCGAAGAAGAUGCCAGGAAAUUUACCAAAAUUUUCUAUUGGAUGAAAACACCCCAAAGUGCGCAAGGAGAAAACAAUCUCUCAAAAACUUGCUAAGACACAAUCCAGAGGAAGACAGACUCACUGCGUACGGGAUAUAUUUAGCCUUGGGCUUCAUCGCAUACGAAGGAAACUUUUCCCCAAUGUCAUUCAGAACGUUUAGAUCUCAUGUCACUUUGGAGGAUUAA
This is a messenger RNA of Bursaphelenchus okinawaensis, 9186 nucleotides long. The record is from the annotation of a GenBank genome assembly. NCBI's taxonomy places the organism in Eukaryota, Metazoa, Nematoda, Chromadorea, Rhabditida, Aphelenchoididae.